Messenger RNA from Candida dubliniensis CD36, 2109 nucleotides. RefSeq lists its product as uncharacterized. The record is from RefSeq and is a predicted model, not a curated record. The transcript has a single exon. The coding region runs from base 1 to 2109 and encodes 702 amino acids. Lineage: Eukaryota; Fungi; Ascomycota; Pichiomycetes; Serinales; Debaryomycetaceae.
AUGAAUAUUCUACGACGAUUUAAAACAAAAUCUACUACUGCCACUUCUUUUUGUCAACCAUUAUUAUUUAACUCCAUAGAUUCAUUUAUAUCUCGAGUUAAAGAUGAACAAAAUCGUAAUUCAGGUCCAUUAUUGAAAUGUAUUGAUUUAUUAAUUGAUAAAUAUCAACCAUUAUUAUUAGAAAAAUUCAAUAUCAAAACAUUAGAUGCAGAUGCUUAUUCAAUUCAACAACAAAUAUGGGAUAAUUUAAAAAUUAAACGUUCACAAUCUUUAGAUCCAAAUAUUAAAAUCCGUCAAGAAUUAAUGGAAAAAAAUCGACAUACAACAAUAAUUGAUUAUCAAUCUACUCCAUAUAGAAAUUUUAUUAAACAAUUAUAUCCAUUAAAAUCAUUAAAUAACAAUAAAAGUCAAUAUUUUGAUUUUGUUAAUAAUUAUAAAAAAUAUCUUUCAAUUAACCAUGAUGAAUUAUAUAAACGAUAUUUAGAUUUACCUCAUCCAGCACCAAGAUUUUUAUUAUUUGAUGAUUUACAAAAAUUUAUUAAAAAUUUUUUAUUACUGAAACCUCAUUAUAAUAAUAGAAAUAUAAUUGAAGCAAAUAUUUUUAAAAAGAAUUAUCAAUCAGCUAUAAAUUCAUUAAAUUUAGAAAUUGAAAAAAGACAAAUUUAUCAUGAUAUGUGUGGUAAAAUAAUUAAUGAUUUGAAAUUAGCAAAUUUACCUAUAACUCAACCAGAACAAAUUCGAUUAAUUUAUUUAUCAUUUUUUAAAGAUCGUCAAGAUUUAUUAAAAAAUUUUAAUCAUCAACAAUUGAAAUUAUUAAAUUAUCCUCAAUUUAAUUGGGAAAAUUAUCAAAUGAUAAUUAAACUGUUUGGAGAUAAUCGUCGUGAUUUAUUAAGUGUAUUAUUAUUCUUAGCUACUAGACAUGAUCAAUUUGAUAUAAUUCAAGAUAUUUUACCUAAAGUUAAUCUUGGAUGUAUUAUAGAUAACCACCAAACACCUGGUGUUAAUAUCAACAAUACAUCAUUGAAAUUGACUGAUAAUUCAUUAAGACAUUUACUAUAUUAUUUCACUUGGUACAUUGAUCGUCCAAAUUUUGAUACUUAUUUGGCACAUACCAUCGAUUAUAUUACCAAUAAUAUACCAAUAUUAACCACAGAUAUAAUAAACAGCAUAUCUCAAACAUUAAUUGAUUUAGGUUACAUCAAUCAAGCAGAAAAAUUAUUCGAAUUGGCAUUUUUCCAACUGCCAACUACUUUUAAAGACUAUGAAAAUUCAGAAUCAAUUGCUUAUAAAAGAUUAACCAUUGAAGAUUCAAUAAUAACUCAAGAAUGGCAAUUUAUAUAUACAAAAUUAAAAUCCAUAACUAAUGAUAACACAAUUAUUCAUAAAUUGAUCCCCGUUGAAUUAUCAUUUUUAAAUUUAAUUGAAGGAUAUUGUAAAUUAGGAAAAUUUAACCAAAUUAAACAAUUAAUUAAUAUCAUGGAUAAUAUUUCUAAUCAACCAUUAUCCACAAGAAUUUAUAUUCGAAUAUUUACAGCAUUUAUUAAUCAUACUAAUAAUGGUAAUAACCAAUCAUUGGGAAAUGACUGGACAUUAGAUAAUUUAUCAAGUAUUUUAACUCGAUUGAUUAAUGAUAUUGAUACCAUCGAUGAAAUGGCGACCACCACAACUACCAAUUCUGCCACUUCCAUGGUGAAACAAUUAUUGAAUGAAGGUAGUUUGAAUUUCAAUAAAUAUGAACAAGAAAUAAUCAAUCAUAAUAAACCAAAUUCCGACACUUAUUUUGAAUAUCAAAAUAAUUGCGGCGGACUUAAACUAUUAAGAAUAAGUAAUUAUUUAUUAGAAGUCAUAUUCAUCAGUUUAGAAACUAAAUUAUAUCAAAUUUUCAAAUCAAAUCAACCAAUUCAACCAAAUCAAGAUCAAUAUCAAUCAGCAAUACAAAAAUUGCAUGGUUUGAAAACGAAUUGGUUAAAUAUGUUAGAACAUGAUGUUAAAAAAAAGAAAAAUUCAAAUUCUAUCAAUUCAUCAUAUUAUUAUUAUUAUUCGGAUCAAUUAUCAUAUAUUAAUAAAGCUGUAUUAUUUGAAAUAUUUUCUAUCGUAUCACAAUUAUAG